Musa acuminata subsp. malaccensis (wild Malaysian banana) is the source of this 1880-nucleotide messenger RNA. Its product is annotated as phosphoacetylglucosamine mutase. NCBI's taxonomy places the organism in Eukaryota, Viridiplantae, Streptophyta, Magnoliopsida, Zingiberales, Musaceae. Gene Ontology annotation, molecular function: magnesium ion binding; phosphoacetylglucosamine mutase activity. Gene Ontology annotation, biological process: UDP-N-acetylglucosamine biosynthetic process; carbohydrate metabolic process. The record is from RefSeq and is a predicted model, not a curated record.
CAGUGAACCUUCGUCGAACAUUAGACUUGAGUUCGGCCGUCUCCCGUCUCCGCCGCCGACCUCCAGAUUCGCUAUCGCGGCAUCCAAAUGGCAGAGGAGAAGCAGCGAUCGCUCCUUCUCGACUCCGCCUCCCGAUUCCCUCUACCUCACGGGGCGCGUUUCUCGUACGGGACCGCCGGAUUCCGAUCGGAGGGAUCCAUCCUGGCGUCGACGGUGUACCGUGCGGGGGUCCUGGCGGCCCUGAGGUCGCUCAAGACCGGAUCCGCCAUCGGGUUGAUGAUCACCGCCUCCCACAACCCCGUGUCCGACAAUGGCGUCAAGAUCGCUGAUCCCGACGGCGGAAUGAUGGUACAGCGGUGGGAGCCGUUUGCCGACGCCCUCGCUAAUGCCCCCGACUCCGAGCACCUCCUCCAUUUGGUGGUUCGAUUUGUGGAGGAAGAAAAUAUACCAUUUGGAGGAGUGCAGUCUGCGGAGGUGUUGUUAGGAAGAGACACCAGACCGAGUGGAGAAGCUCUUCUUGAAGCUGCAAAGCAUGGAAUCAAUGCUAUAAUUGGUGCGGUUGCAAUCGACAUGGGAGUCUUGACAACCCCACAACUACACUGGAUGGUUAGAAGCAGGAACAAGGGCAUGGUGGCAUCGGAAUCUGACUACUUGGCUCAAGUAUCAAAAUCUUUCAGGUGCCUGAUGGACCUGGUUCCCAGAGAACGGAUUGCCGAUUCAUUGGAUACGGAACUCGUAGUUGAUGGAGCCAAUGGUGUUGGUGGAGACAAGCUUGAACAGCUCAAGAAAAUGGUGACAGGGUUGGAUAUUUCCGUGAAAAAUACAGGUAAGAAAGGAGAAGGGAUGCUUAAUGAAAGCUGUGGUGCUGAUUAUGUGCAGAAGGAGAAGGUUGUUCCAUCCGGCUUUGGGCCUGACUACGUAGGAGUAAGGUGUGCAAGUCUGGAUGGUGAUGCCGAUCGGCUUGUGUAUUUCCUCAUUCCGUCUGCAAGCAGCAAGAACAUUGACCUAAUUGAUGGAGACAAGAUAUUGUCCCUCUUUGCAGUUUUUAUCAAGGAACAAUUGGAUGUCCUCUACAAGGGCAGUGAUUCAAAUAACAAACCGCCUGUAAGGCUUGGCAUCGUGCAGACGGCAUAUGCAAAUGGAGCAUCAACAGCGUACCUCAAGCGGCUAGGCCUAGAGGUUGUGUUUACUCCCACUGGAGUAAAAUAUCUGCACAAGAAAGCUGCAGAGUAUGACAUUGGGAUAUACUUCGAGGCAAAUGGACAUGGAACCGUACUGUUCUCAGAAAAUUUUCUCUCUGGUCUGGAGUGUUGGAGCAAUGAACUUGCCUCUGCAUCUUCAGUAGGUUCCGAGCAACACAAAGCUGCUUUAAGAUUGCUGGCGGUCAGUCAACUGAUCAAUCAAGCAGUAGGAGAUGCUCUUAGUGGGUUGCUAUUGGUGGAAGCUGUAUUACAGUACAUGGGAUGGUCAAUCAAAAGGUGGAAUGAGCUGUACCAAGAUCUGCCUAGCAGACAGCUUAAGGUAAAAGUUGCGGACCGAAAUGCUGUUGUUACAGCAAAUGCAGAAACACAAGUUGUGAAGCCAUCAGGUCUACAAGAGUUUAUAGAUGCGGAAUCAGGGAAGCACCCUCACGGCCGAUGUUUUAUCCGGCCAUCCGGUACAGAGGACAUAAUUCGUGUGUACGCCGAGGCAUCCACGCAGGAAGCAGCUGACAGUCUUGCCCGAUCCAUAGUGCAACUUGUCGAUCGUGUUCUUGGAUCCGGCAAUUCUCAUCAGUAGACUGGUUAAAAUUGUUGUUCGGAAAGCUCUUGUUGAAAUUGUUAACUUAAUAACUUUUCUUAAAUCAUUUCUUGGAACAGUUUGAUCCUAUGGUUAUUCCA